UAGAAAGGAAGUGAAAAACUGUUUUUCCCUGUGCUGAGCUGAACUGAGAGCUAGUUCUCUGCUACCCACAGGAAGGGCGGCGCAGGCUGGGAUUUGUUUUGGGCAGGAGAGGCGUAAGGCAGAUUUGCCAGGGGUGACGAGUGCUGGCAGUGCACAGUGUUACUCAGCCAGGGAGAGGUGUAAGGAGACAGGGUGAAGUCGUUUGAAAUUCAUGCGGGAGCAUCAGGACGUGCAGUGCUGAUUUCUAUACGUGGUAUGGCCUGCACCAGUUGUGGUGGCCUGCGGAGUUCGCUGGGGCGCCAUCUUGCUUGGCGUCGCCAUAGCAACAGGCUGAAGGCGCCACCGCCAUCUUGUUUAGGGUCACUAUAGCAACAAGACCAGGGCGCCGCCAUCUUGUUUAGCGUCGCCACAGCAACGCGCGCGGCGGGAGCGGAGCCGCCAUCUUGUUUACCCGUCUCCACAGCAACCGGCGCGGCCAUGGCGGGCCCGGGGCGGCUAGAGGAGCUGGAGCUGAGCUCCGAGGAAGCGGAGCGGCUGCAGCGGGCCUUCCGCGACGAGCGGUUCCGGGCGCUGUUCGCCGAGUACGCGGCGGAGCUGGCCGACCCGGAGCAGCGGCGGCUGUACGAGGAGGAGGUGACGGCCCUGGAGCGGGAGCGCGGCGUGGAGGUGCGCUUCAUCCACCCGACGCCGGGCUUCGUGCUGCGCACCAGUCAGGCCGGCUCCCGCCGCUGCUACCUCAACAUCUGCAGCAACCCGCACGUCGCCCCGCCGCAGGCCCGCGCCGAGCCGGGCGGCCACCGCUGGGCGCUGCCCCACAGCCUGGCGCCGGGCCGCGAGGAGCUGGGCCGGGCCGGCCGCCGCUGCUUCGUUUACGACGUGGUCUUCCACCCCGCCGCGCUCCGCCUGGCCGCCCGCAGCGCCCGCUUCCGCCGCCUGCUCAGCGACGCGGCCAUGGAGGCCGUGGACAGCCGCUUCUCCGCGCAGCUCGACCGCGUCAACGCCUCCGUGCUCCGCGGCGCCCGCUACAAGGGCGUCCCGCAGGCGCCCGUCAUCCGCUCCCCGCUGCCCGGCGGCGCCCCGCGGCCGCCCUCCGACGCCGCCCCGCUGCCGCCCCCACCCCCGCCCGGCCCUCCGCCCGCCGCUCCCCCGCCGGCCCCCGGCCCGCCGCCCGGCCCCACCACCCCGCGCUGGACCAUCCGCCACCGCUCCUACGUGGACCUGCAGGACUACCGCCGCGACUCGGCGCCCGGCCCGGUGCCCCGGGAGCUGGUGGUGACGGUGGAGCUGCCGCUGCUCCGCUCCGCCGCCUUGGCCGAGCUGGAGGUCCGCCCGCGGGAGCUGCGCCUCGACUCCCGGCGGCCCGCCUACCGCCUCCGCCUCCGCCUCCCGUACCGCGUGGACGAGAGCGCAGGCCGCGCCGUUUUCGACAAGGCCGAGCGGCGGCUGCUGGUCACGCUGCCCGUCGUACCGCCGCCCGGCCCGGGGACGCCGCUCGGGGAGGCCGGCGGGGAGCGGCGGGAGGAGCCCCGGCCAGGCCCGGAGCUCCCGGACGAGCCGGCGGCCGCUUCCUCCUCUCCGCCCCGCUCCGAGGCCGCUUCCCCGAGCGCCGGCCCCGAGCCUGGAGCCGCUUUCCCCGCUCCGAGCGCCGGCUCCGAGCCGGCUUCUCCCGACGGGGCUCCCCCUCCGUGUCCGGCCGAGGGCAGCCCCGGUUACAUGGCUCAGCCCCGGGGCGGGGGUGACUCCGGUGACUCCCGUCCCGCCGCUGCCGCGUGCCCUCCCUUCCAGUGCCGCCAGGAUGAGGCCUCCCUCACCCUGCUCCUGCUGGUGCCCGGCAUCCAGCCCCAGAGCCUCAGCGGGGAGGUGGCCGCCAACCGCUACAGCGUCCGCUUUUUCAGCGGUGCCGUUGCCUAUGCCCUCGUCCUGCAGUUCCCAGCCGCCAAUAGGCUGGCUGCCCCCGAGACCAGCGUCAGCGUGAGCGCCCACAACGCUGCCAUCCUGCUCGCCAAGGCCACGGAGAGCACCGGGCUUUGGGAGAAGUACUGCUUCGGCCUCGACGCCUCCGCUCUGCAGGAGAGGUUGUUUGUCAGUGAAGAAAACGUUGAUGGAUUCCUACACACUGUUCUGUGCCCCUCCUCGUGCUUGCAGUCGGACCUGGAAGCUCAGAUGUUGAUUGAAGUGCUCGAUGUGUCUGAGGACAGAAGUCAGAUCAGGCUGAAGCCACAGGAAGCAGCCUGUUCUGAACGUGAUGAAACCAAACAAGCAGUGAGCAGCUCAGGAGACGUUGCUGCGAAGAACGAGGACCACCUCCAAACAGAGCCAGAGCCAGAGCUUACUGCCACUGACACGGCUGAGGAACAGCCUACAGAAAGCCAGCGAGCUGCCACAUCUUUUCUAACAGCUGAAACAAUAAGAGAAGUGGAUGGAAGUUCACAGCAUUGUUUGCAGCAGGAACCUUCUGACACCAGUGCAGCACUUCCUGGCAAAGCUGGGGGAAAAGAACGAGCUUUAGAUGAGGCAUUUGCGGGUCUGGGGCUGGAGGGGGGUCGGGCAGGGGGGGCGGGGAGCCCAGCUGCAUCCCCACUCCUGCAGGAGGUGGGUGAGGAUGGGAGCGUGCAGAGCAUUACAGACCACAGCACACACUGCAGCAUCGCCUUCCAGAACUCUGUGCUGUAUGAACUGGACUAGCGGGGCCGCGCCAGCAUUUCCUCCUCGUUUGACUGUGGUUUAUGGCUGCAGGGCUGAAAGCAGAACCGGGUUCUUUCUAAAACUUUAAUCUGUCAACGGAGAACACUUAAGCCAUUAAUACUUUCUGAAGUUAAUAGGUCUAAGUUUCCUUUCAUCAUACGUAUGGGUUGAAAUAAUUUCACUGACAGGAACGAUGCAGCUGAAGCUCUGCGCUCCUGGAAGACAGUGCCUCUUUAUUGUUUAUGUAACUUUCUUAAUCUGUUGCCAAAUUACACAGAGUAGUUGUAUAUUCUUCUUCUAAUGGCUCCCUCAGGAGCCGCUGUAUUUAGUCCACCUAGAAAUGAGCAGUGUUCAUCAUUUGCUCAAACCCUUCAUUUUGUGAUAACUGCAGGAUUAGGCAGCCGCCGAGUUCUAGCAAUCAAAUGAAAUUCCUAAUUACACGGAGAAGUUCUAAUUAGUCUCCUAGAAAUAAUUAGCAUUUAUACCACAUAUUCUGCCCUAGUACAUGUUUUCAGUGAUGCAGCAUCCAAGCACAGCCCCGUCUGUCAGCUGAACAAACACAACCAUGCAAUAAAACCAUCCUGUCUCGUGAAUGUCUGCUCAGUGCAGGCGACUUUUGGAACUGAUUCCCUUCAUCCAGCUGAGCUGAGAUGCGCUGUUGAGAAGCAGCUCUAUGAGAGCUGCAGCACGCUGCGGGCUCCUCCUCUCUGAAGUGCAAUAACCAGGAGAACAAAUCUACAGUAAACUUUCAAUUCCCAUUCUGACUGCUUCUGCUUCUGAUUUUUGAGUUGCACAAGCUGUAGCUCUUCAGAACACACUUAAAUGUUUCACAGCGGCUCUGGAAUUACCUCCAUGUUGCUCUGCAUGUGCAGAAGUCCCUAGGGACAGAGGGCCCGGGGGUGGGGGCUGUGCAGGGAAGGUGAGCCCAUGGUGUGCAGCUCUGGGGGAGGGAUGGGGGGAGCUGACACAGCCUGCACUGCUGUUCUCAGCAUCAGCCCUGACUGUGGAACAAUGAAAUGUAGCAAAUACCAAAGCUCAUACAAAAUCUUGGCACACAAAUUACCCAUAACAAGAAUGCAGUUUAUCAUGGCACAUUCAGAAUAAACAUUUUGUAUUGGACUAUUUCACAAAACCUGGCUUGCUCUGGAAAGAACAUUUCAGUGACACGCUCACAACCUGAAGUGAUGUCAAAGGGGGGAAGAAAGGCAGUGCUGCCUGUGUCCCCGUGUGCUGUUGUCACUGGUUUCCUGACAACACCAGUCCUAUUCCAUCUGAUUAAGAAACAAAGUUGGUUUUUCAUAUUCCCCCCGCAUCCCUCAACGUAAAAUCUACCUGUGCUACCUUCAGUAGCAGCUUCAUUUGCUAACACCACAAAACCUCUCUGCUGCCAGUGGUGCUGUGCAUCACCUUAACACAGACUGACGAGUGCUGGGUGUUAACGAAGGGCUGUGCUGCUUUCACCUCCAUUCAGCCCCUUCCAUCACCCAGCACUGCUCCCACUUCACACCGCUGACAGCUCCAAUGCAAGCUGGGGGGCAUCACACAGCUGUUCCUCUAUUCUACCUCCAUUAGUGCCAUUCAUUCAAACCACAAUGAAGUUCAGUGCAGGCUGAUGGACACCGCCCCACAUCCCGGCUCCGCAGCAACGCAAGAGGCCAUCACCUUUAUGGGAUAAUGAAGAACUCCUCCAGCAUUACAAAACAACUGAAUUUUAUUUUGGCAGAACUAAAAAAAUUGUAUAUAUUUAUCUACAUCGUAGUAAAAACAAUGAUUUUUUUUUUUUUUUCUUUUUUCCUUCAUAUAUUCACCAACACGCCGCCAACCACCCGGCACAGCACAGCGCCGCGGAUGGCAGGGAGGCAACGCGCUGCCCCAGGACACGGUGCAGAAAAAGAAACCAAAGUGUACACAGCGAGCACUGCAAGGAUGUGCUUGGAGCAGAGCUCUCUCCUCCUCUUCUUCCUCCUCUUCUUCCUCCUCUUCCAGGUGAGCGCAGCACAGAGCACAACCAUCCACGCUGCUCCCGCAGCCCGGCCGCACACAGCGCUGCCGAGCUCCGCACACGAGAGAUGAACGUUUUGGGACACCUUUGACAUGAAUGUUUAUUCGUAUUAAAGCAGAAACCAACUCAUAAA
Phasianus colchicus (ring-necked pheasant) is the source of this 4820-nucleotide messenger RNA. RefSeq names its product dynein axonemal assembly factor 2 (gene DNAAF2). Gene Ontology annotation, cellular component: cytoplasm. NCBI's taxonomy places the organism in Eukaryota, Metazoa, Chordata, Aves, Galliformes, Phasianidae. The record is from RefSeq and is a predicted model, not a curated record. Gene Ontology annotation, biological process: cilium-dependent cell motility; epithelial cilium movement involved in extracellular fluid movement; axonemal dynein complex assembly.